GAGGGGCGGGCGCUCGAGGAGGCUCACGUGAGACACCACCGGCGUGCGCACGCGCAGUGAUGGGUCCGGGUCUGAGACUGGGGGCACGAUCCUGGGGGCGCCUCCUGCCGCUCCUGCAGCCCCGCGUUGGCGCGGGCUGGCCAGGCGCGAGGCCCUUCGCGCAGGCGCAGAGGCUGCCCGGCUCGGUCCUCGACCUAGCGGCGGGGGCGCGCGGCCUCUGGAGAGCAGUGCAGCUGAACGAGGCUGGCGCCCCGGCGGAGCGGGCCGCGGCAGCUCAUGUGGGCCCCAGAUUCGACAUCGACCUGCUCGUGUCCCUCCUGAGGCAGGAGAACGCACGGGACAUUUGUGUGAUCCAGGUCUCCCCCGCCCUGAAGUACGUGGAUUACUUUGUGGUCGCCAGUGGGACCUCCACCAGACACCUCCAGGCUGUGGCCCAGUACCUCGUGAAAACGCAUAAAUUCCUGAAAUCCCCGAGUGAGGCUUUCGCGCGGAUUGAAGGGAAGGACUCGGAGGACUGGCUGUGUGUGGACUUCGGCUGCACGGUGCUUCAUCUGAUGCUUCCGGGGACUCGAGAAACCUAUGAACUGGAGAAGUUGUGGACUCUGGGCCCUUGGGACGACCAGUUAGCUCAGAUUGCCCCGGAAGCGUUGCCCGAAGACUUCAUCCUUGGAUUUAGUCCAGAAGGGGAGCCUUCAGCGUUCCCUCCAUCAGAGAAAAUAAAUGGAGAGCUUUGAAUGG
Messenger RNA from Gracilinanus agilis (Agile Gracile Mouse Opossum), 738 nucleotides. It is a transcript of the gene MALSU1, whose product is annotated as mitochondrial assembly of ribosomal large subunit 1. Gene Ontology annotation, biological process: negative regulation of ribosome biogenesis; negative regulation of translation. The record is from RefSeq and is a predicted model, not a curated record. The coding region runs from base 60 to 734 and encodes 224 amino acids. Lineage: Eukaryota; Metazoa; Chordata; Mammalia; Didelphimorphia; Didelphidae. Gene Ontology annotation, cellular component: mitochondrion. The transcript has 4 exons. Gene Ontology annotation, molecular function: ribosomal large subunit binding.